AUGACUACAACAGGUGUAGGAUCUGACGUUUCGGAUGAGGAGUAUGUCAUUCCAACUAAUCGUAAAAGACAAAAGCUUGAAACUUCUGGUGACGUUGUAAUCAACUCUGACUUACCAGCUUCUUCACAUUAUUUAGAAACUGUAAAUGUUAACGAUUUGAAUUUUGAUUACGAUAAGAUCUGCCUGGUGACACUUUCCGAUGUCAACGUCUAUUGUUGUUUAUGCUGUGGGAAAUACUUUCAAGGUAGAUCGAAGCAGCUGCCAGCAUAUUUGCAUUCCGUGAACAACGACCACCAUGUAUUCAUCAAUAUGGAGUCGCUCAAGGUUUUCAUACUACCAGAAAAUAAAGAGAUUUGUAUUGUAGAGAAUGGUAGUAGUAGUAAUAGUGGCAUUAAAGUUAUCGAUAACAUACGAUAUGCCAUUGACCCAAAGUAUACCUUGAAAGACCUCAAACAUCCUCAGACUGUGUCGGUAACGGCAGAUGGUAAGAGAUACCUGACUGGUUUCAUUGGUCUUAAUAGCUACACAAAAAACAAUUUAAUCAACGUAGUCUUUCAAAUACUUAGCCAUAUACCAGCUGUAAGGGAUUAUUAUUUGCUAGAAAAAGAAAAGGAGAAUGGAAAUAGUGAAUUGUCUAAAAGAUUCGGUUUGAUUGUUCGUAAGAUAUGGUCCCCCAGGCUCUUCAGGAACCAUGUUGCUGCUCAUGAGUUUGUUGUGGCCGUUGAAAAGGAGAAAACGUAUAGUUCCAUAUUUGAUAAGAUGGUUAAGACUACAGCCAUCUCACCAGGUAAAUUUCUUGAUCUAGUAUUGAUAGUCCUUGAUCGACAAAUGUCAAAGAAGAGUAAAUCAAUAUUCAGCAAAACUUUUCAAGGGAAAGUACAAGUGACCUCAAUUCCAUUGGUGUCACAGAGAGAUGAGCAGUCGAAUACGGUACAAGAGGUUCCCGAUUCGAGCUUGAAAAGAGAAACAAUAUCAAGGUUUUGGAAUUUAACACUAGAUAUUCCCCCUAUUGCUACUACAAGUUCUGAACGAGCCGAAAUACCUCAGGUGAAGUUAGAAUCGCUCCUAGCAAAGUAUAAUGGGAUAACUACGAAAACGAUUACAACGGCAAGUUCUGGGAAUCAUUUGGUAUCAUACAAACUAAUAAAACUUCCACACUACUUGAUAUUUGAUAUUUGCAGAAACGCUGAAGUUGCAACCAUUUCUAGUAAGAAUAAGUACAAUGCCACGGUCGUCACAUUUCCAAUCACUUUGGAUAUGUCACCUUACUUUAAUACACCGGAAGAGACGCUAAUCUACGACCUUGUGUCUACUGUUAAGCGAACUCUGACAGAUAGUAGCGAGACUGAUGACAGUUUAGAGAAGCAUGAAUGGACGGUAAGGCUUCAAAAGGAUGAGACUGAAUGGGUUGCCAUAAGUGACUUGAUUGUUGAACAAGCAGAGAGAGAGCUUAUGUUCUUAGAUGAGAAUUACUUGAUGGUUUGGAAAAGAAGGAGAGUAUAA
Messenger RNA from Dujonia railenensis, 1503 nucleotides. NCBI's taxonomy places the organism in Eukaryota, Fungi, Ascomycota, Pichiomycetes, Serinales, Debaryomycetaceae. The record is from the annotation of a GenBank genome assembly.